UUUGCAUCACAGUGAAAAACUAUCUUCAUUAUUAGGUGAAUAAAAGUAACGGAGCUGGAGGAGGAUGCUUCAGAAACUCUGAUCUGCGGAAUAACUCCGGACGUCGCGUCAAAAACAACAGGACGGAUAAAGUUCAUUUCGGAUCCUGCAGCCAGACUUUGACGUAACUUUCCCUCGGACACCAGGAACCGACUGAGACUCUUCAUGGAGGAUUUCCCUGAGGAGGAAUAGAGAUUUAAAAAGAUAAUAAUUCUGGAUUUUGGAGUUAAAUGUAAGAAAAGUUUGGGGGGAAACAUUUCCAGAUGUGUUUUCUGGAGCCAACAGGAGCUGACUGAUGAAAUAUACUCACACCCCAAAGAGGAAAAGAAACGUUCUCUUCAUUCCUUGGAUUUAAUAUAUUUCAUUAUCGUCCUUAUAAUAAACUUUUGAUCCACUUUACCAGUUCUGCUCCUCUGGGAUUUGUUUUAUUCUAACGAACCCUCCCAGCUGAAUAACGGGAUUUAAACGUAGUUCCAUUGGAUGUAAGGACUCGUUCACACCGGAGGAGACAGAAUGAAGGAGCCGUUUUAAUUAAUAACAGCAGGAUUUGAUGGUGAACAUGUUAUUCAGGUGAAAUCCUCGGAACCUCGCCAGGGAAGCCCAAUGAGUGUCACACAGUCCACACUCACUGACAGGACCCCAAACAUUCUCAACAAGGAUCCCACAGACAAGAAGGCUAAGAAUGACAAAUCCCCCGUCUCCCUCAAACAUGAAUUUGACCCAACAGGUCUCGUCCAGCGUUGCGUGAUAAUCCAGAGAGAUGAAAAUGGCUUCGGGCUGACGGUGAGCGGAGACAACCCUGUGUUUGUGCAGCUGGUCAAAGAAGAUGGAGCUGCGAUGCGAGCUGGUGUUCAGACCGGAGACAGGAUCAUUAAGGUCAACGGGACCUUAGUCACACAUUCAAACCACAUAGAGGUUGUAAAGCUGAUAAAAUCGGGUUCCUAUGUGGCCCUCACGGUGCUGGGGAGGCCCCCGGGUCUCCCUCAGAUCCCCCUGGGGGAGGAAGAGGAGGGUGAGGGUGACGAAGGGGCCGAGCUCGGUUCACCCUCGUCCCUCUCGCUGCAUCACUCCCCUUUGCUGUCAGGUGUGGAUCCGUGCAGCCCUCAGGAGAACAGCGCCUCCCCUCUGCCUGAUGGGGAUGAGAGCAGAACCACACUCAGCCACAAGAUGGACAGUUUGCAGAAGCUGCUGACCAGACAGCAGCUGGACCUGGAGGUGAAGGAGGAGGAGUGCAGCAGGAACCCUGGACCGAAGCUGGUGAAGGAGAUGCAGGAGGUGAAGAAGCAGAUCUCGCUGCUGCAGGAGCAGAUCAGAGGUUUACAGGCUGUGUCCAGGAGUGGUGAGGAGGCCGAGGAGGGGGGGGACAGUGGGUCUCUGCUCAGGGAGCCCACUUCGUCCUCGUGGGGGGACGGCGUCAACGACCGGCUCCAGACGAACAGUCACUCUUUGCUCAGCACUCCCCACCCAGAGAGUCCUGGUAGAAGAGAGACGCCGUGUCAGAGCCCGGACGUCGGCCGGCGAGACGGACUCAACCUCUGCUCGUCGCCCGACACUGAGGAUAACACUGACACUGACUCCGUUGCCCAGUGCAUUGUGGGUAGCCCUCCCUACCUCCUCCACCCCCAGAUCAUCGGAGCAGAAGACGACUACUUUGACUCUCAGCAGGAGCAGAUUAACGGACAGUGCAGCUGUUUCCAGAGCAUCGAGCUGCUGAAGACUCGGCCGGCUCACCUCGCUGUGUUCCUCCAUCAUGUUGUCUCCCAGUUUGACCCUUCACCUCUGUUGUGUUAUCUCUACGCUGACAUGCACAAACAAACCAGCUCCAAAGAGAGUCGACGCUUCUUCAUGGAGUUCCACUCGCUCUUCAUGGACCGAACAGCGAAUCUGAAACUUCCAGUGCCGGAGACGAUUGCAGCAGAACUGGAGAAGCGGAGGCUGGAGUUAAUCCCGGAGGAGUUGUGUAAACAGUACACGCAGCUGCUACAGGACUCGCUGCUGCCGGACCUGCACAGGAACCUGGAGGACUUCAGACAGAAGCGCAGUAUGGGUCUGACUCUGGCUGAGGACGAACUGUCCAAGCUGGACGUCGACGGAGGAAAAGAUCAACAGGGUUUAGAGAAGGAAUGUUCCUGUGCCGAACACAUCAUCUCCAAGAUAGAGGACAUCCUGUUGACAACACAGCCGUCAGAGGAGGAGAAGUGUCAGACGAUGCAGUACGUGGUUCUCACCUACAUGAAGCACCUCGGGGUCAAGGUGAAGGAGCCGCGCGGACUUGAACAUAAACGAGCACGAAUCAACUUCCUGCCCAAGAUUAAGAGGAGCAUCAAACCUGAGAGAGAAGGUGAAGAGAAAGUGAAAAAGCCGAGAUUCCCAAACAUCCUCGGUCCACCCAGACGCCUGAGCAGAGUGGACUCAACGUCAGUGGGUAAAGCCGUUGAGCUGAACAAGCAGCGGUCACCUAAGCAGCCCCCCCAGCCGGCCGUCAGCAUCCCGGAGCAGCCCGACUCCUCCUCCGCCUUCACGUCUUCCUCCGGACGGAUCCGUGGGAGUCUGCUCAGCGACGGGUCGGACGCUGGUCUCCAUGUUUCACCUUCCACCUCGUCCCCGGGUCACAGCUCGCCCUCGGCUCAGGCCUCGGACACCAGCGGACACGACUCCGACUCCAAUCUGUCUCCUUUCCCCGUCCAGCCCAGACUGGGCGAGGGUCUUCAGUGUGGAGACCAGCAGGAGGGCGUCGCCAGCCCCACCCAGUUCGACUUCAGCCCCUCCAACCUGGAGCAGCUGCAGGAGGAGGAGCAGGAGACCUUCAGCAGGAUGGAGGCGCCGAGCGCGGCGGCCACUUCCACCGACACGCCGAGCGAGGACGAGCAGGGCGGCGAGGCGGAGUGCGAGGAGGAUCCUCUGACCUGGCAGGCGCUGGUCAGCCGCGGCGUCCUGGACAGUCUGACGCCGCAGGAGAUCAAACGGCAGGAGGUCAUCAACGAGCUGUUCUACACCGAGCGCGCCCACCUGCGGAUGCUGAAGGUGCUGGACUGUGUUUUCUACAAAAGGCUGAACAGACACGGCGUCCUCCCCCCCGACGACAUCAGACACAUCUUCAUUAACCUGCAGGAGAUUAUUCAGCUGCACGUUUCCAUAACAGAACAGAUGACGGCCACCAGGAAGAGGAGCGAGACGUCGGUGAUCGGACAGAUCGGAGACGACCUGCUGGCCUGGUUCAGCGAGGACGAAGAGGAGAAGAUCAAACGAGCGGUGGGAACGUUCUGCAGUAACCAACCUUCUGCUCUGGAGCUCAUCAAGAGCAAAAAGAAGAAAGACCAGAGGUUCAACUUGUUCAUGCAGGAAGCCGAGAGCAACCGUCUGUGUCGCCGGCUGCAGCUCAAAGACAUCAUCCCUGUAGAGAUGCAGCGACUGACCAAGUACCCGCUGCUGCUGGACAACAUCGCCAAGUACACAGAGGACGGUGAGGAGAGGGAGAAGGUGAAGAAAGCUGGUGAAUGUUGUAAAAAGAUCCUGAACCACGUCAACCAGGCGGUGAAGGAGGCCGAGAACAAACAGAGGCUGGAGGAGUAUCAGAGGAGGUUGGAUCUCUCGUCUCUCAAGCAGAGUGAAAACCCCAUGAUCCUGGAGCUGAAGAAUCUGGACCUGACCAAGAGGAAGAUGGUGCACGAGGGACCUCUCUCCUGGAAAGUCAAUAAAGACAAGACCAUCGAGCUCUACACUAUUCUGCUGGAGGACAUCUUGGUUUUGCUGCAGAAACAGGACGAGCGUCUGAUCCUCAAGUUCCACGGGAAGAAUCCGGCCAGCGCUACCGACACCAAGAACAUCUUCAGCCCCAUCAUCAAGCUCAGCACCGUCCUGGUUCGUCCUGUGGCUACUGACAACAAGUCGUUCUUCGUGCUCUCCAUGUCGGACAACGGCGCUCAGAUCUACGAACUGAUGGCUCAGACCGUGUCCGAUCAGAGAAUGUGGCAGUGUCUGAUCACGCAGUGUGCCGAGGCCAUGAAGGACAAACCCCCCCACAGCGACUCAGCUCCAGCUCAGACCGAUGCCGAGCGCGAUGCCAUCGAGAUCAUCAACGGUGGAAUGAACAGGUCGAGCAAAGAGUCCAACGGGACAACCAGCUCAGAAAAAGAUGCCAACUCUUCUCCAGAGACUCAAGCUCCACCGGCGAACAUCGGCCCGUUUAACGGCUUGAAAUCCGAGGAUGAGGAGGAGGAGCUGGCUACGGCCGACCGACAGGAGGAAGAGGAGGAGCUGGCUGCGGCCGACCCACAGGAAGAGGAGGAGCUGGCUGCGGCCGACCCACAGGAAGAGGAGGAGCUGGCUGCGGCCGACCCACAGGAGGAGGAGGAAGAGGAUGAAGAGCUGGACGAAGCAGAACUCGAGGCCUUCCUGGACGGACAGCUGGCCGACAGACUGCAUCAGGAGGGCUCGCGUCAGGGAAUCGCCAUCGAGAACCUGGAGGAGGACGAGUUUGGCGCCCCCCCGUCCAAAGCUGAAGACGCUCUCAGGACGUUGGCAGUGCUGAAGCAGGCUCUCUUCAACCACAUGCUGAGCCGGGAGGCGGAGGAGGAGAAGGAGGAGACCGAGGAGUUAAAGCCCAGUGGGGGGGCCCUCGGGUGUCAGCGGGGGGGCUCCCUGUCUGGGGGCCACGAGGGUCCGACGUGUGAAGAGAGCCAGACUUCUUCAGGUUCCACCCCGGACGACUCCCAGAUCCCGUCUGAACACGCAGGCCUGUCGGAGGCCACCGAACACAACGGUGGUUUCAUGGUUCUGGACUUCGGCGCAGGAUCCGAGGAGAGCAGCACCGACGAUGACGGGGGAUUGGAAGGCGACGCGGGGAUCGACAUGAGGAAGCUGCUGUCCUCCUCCUCGCAGACAGGGGGCGGUGGUCCCAACCUCAGCCGGCAGCUUAUGACUCACCUGCGCCUCCUACAGGCCGACCUGCAGCAUCUGAAGGAGGUGGAGCUGAAAUACAACGAGCUGCGACAAACACACAGUGACACAACUACUGACUCGGACGACAACAAUGACGCGACCCAGUGACGACCGACUCGUCUCCCUCCCGUCGUCGUAGGAACCAAGUCCACGUUCCUCCAUGAUCACUUUCCUCUGGAUCUCCAGCCUCUGAACUCUUGAACAGUGGAGGACUUGUGUGUCUCUGCUCCCGCUUCAGGCACAUAUGACAAUCAGUGGAUCAUUUUUCACCGUCGUCGUUGAUCCAGGUUUUGCUCCAGAGACUUUGGAUUCACUGGAGGACAAUUCAGUCACAUUUUGCUUUAAUAAUAAUCAUCUACAUAAGUUAUCUUUAAACACUGGAUGUAUGAAAAGGAAAAGUCGAGGGUGUGAACUGUGAAGUCGCACAGAUGCACAUCAGAGGAGGAGAAGAGACUCUGACAGAAGGAUUCUCUGAUGUAGGACUCGGAGCACUGCUGUAAGCUUGAUGUAAAUGUGUAAUAAGAGAUGAGCUGAACCUCACGCUACAUAUACGUUGAAACACACACUGCUUAUUUUAUACACACUUAAAUAUCUUCUCCACAAACUUAUUGGGUUUCUAAAAAUCAGCCAAAUUCAUAGAAUACAUUCACCCUUUACUUCUCCACAGGUUUUGAGCCUUGUUUAGCAUGAACAUUUGAAUUUAAAAGAUGGAAUUGGACAUUUUGAUGCAGCUUGUUGCAGAAAUUUUAUUUUAUUGAGCAGAAUCUGCCCGUAACGCAUCUUUUUUUUUUUGAAUGUUUCUCCCACUCUGGCCAUGGAUUUAGCAUUAUUGUCACAGAUUUAGAAAAGAAAAGAACAUUCUGAACUUUUCCUGCAAGAACCUGAAAUGAUGCCGUUAAAAAAACGUGAUAAGAGGCUUGUCCAUGGAACAUUUUCAUUUUCACUGUGAAGGGUUGAACCUCAUUUCUUUGGGGGAAGAUUUCCAAAGAACAAUUGUCCCACUUGCAGUUGUACUAACUGUUAUUUGUUUAGUGGUCGUCUUAUUAGUUUGUUUUCCUCAGCAGAUAACGUACUAAUACAAUGUGGAUUAGCCUCGGACUUGAAAGUGCCUGUUUGAAUCUUCCCGUAGCACUUGAAUGCAGCAUCAUAUGGAAAAAAACAAUAACCGUGGUCAAAUGUUAAAAUCACACGUAAAAGUUCAUUGUUCCUGAUUUCUCAAACUCAACAUCUGUAAUAAUCUGUACAAAAUGUUCACUGGCCACUUCACUGCAAAGAGUUCUGGACAAAAUGUAAACAGACAAGAUAAAAAAGAAGAUACUAACCUAAAAAGUAUAUAUAAACAAAAAGGAUUGUGUUGAACAGUUUAUCAUGUAAAAUAUAAUGUACAUUUAUGACUAUAUGA
Messenger RNA from Limanda limanda (common dab), 6382 nucleotides. It is a transcript of the gene arhgef12b, whose product is annotated as Rho guanine nucleotide exchange factor (GEF) 12b. The transcript has 37 exons. Gene Ontology annotation, cellular component: cytoplasm. NCBI's taxonomy places the organism in Eukaryota, Metazoa, Chordata, Actinopteri, Pleuronectiformes, Pleuronectidae. Gene Ontology annotation, molecular function: guanyl-nucleotide exchange factor activity; G protein-coupled receptor binding. Gene Ontology annotation, biological process: intracellular signal transduction; G protein-coupled receptor signaling pathway. The record is from RefSeq and is a predicted model, not a curated record. Bases 643 to 5088 code for a protein of 1481 amino acids.